Molecule: messenger RNA, 1006 nt
Organism: Musa acuminata AAA Group (dessert banana)
Lineage: Eukaryota; Viridiplantae; Streptophyta; Magnoliopsida; Zingiberales; Musaceae
Product: myb-related protein 306-like
Exons: 3
Coding region: 2-841 (279 amino acids)
Biological process (GO): response to auxin
Source: RefSeq, a predicted model, not a curated record
GAUGGGAAGACCACCAUGCUGUGACAAAAAUGGUGUGAAGAAGGGGCCUUGGACACCAGAAGAGGACAUCAUCUUGGUGUCCUACAUCCAAGAACAUGGCCCUGGGAAUUGGAGAGCUGUCCCUUCCAACACUGGCCUGAUGAGAUGCAGCAAAAGCUGCAGGCUUCGGUGGACGAACUACCUCAGGCCCGGGAUCAAGCGUGGCAACUUCACCGAUCAGGAGGAGAAGCUUAUCAUCCGCCUCCAGGCUCUUCUGGGCAACAGAUGGGCCGCCAUAGCUUCUUACCUCCCGGAAAGAACAGACAACGACAUCAAGAAUUACUGGAAUACGCACCUGAAGAAGAAGGUGAGGAAGCCGGAGACCGGCAGCGAUUGCCCCAAGAGCGGCGGGCAGUCGAGCCAUCGUACCGUCUGCAAAGGCCAGUGGGAGAGGUGUCUGCAGACCGACAUCAACAUGGCGAAGCGAGCUCUGCGCGAGGCCUCGUCCGUCAGCUGCAGCUUCGACAGUAAGCCUUCGACCUACGCAUCCAACACCGAGAACAUAUCCCGGCUUCUCCAAGGAUGGACGAAGGGUUCGCCGAAACCCAGCGUUGCUCCGGCGAGCUCGGGAUCGGGUGUGGCGGAGUCUGCGUCGAGUCAGGGGAGCGUGAGCACCUCCAACUGCAUCAUGUCGCCGGAGCCGCUCGAGUCGGUGUUCGGGUUCAACGACUCCGCGGCCGAGAGGUCGGAGGCCGGAGCACCCUUCUCGUUGCUGGAGUCAUGGCUGCUCGAUGAGCACGACGGACACUGGCAAGAGAGCUUUCUUGAUGUUGCGGUGCUCGAUACAUGUGAAUUGUUCUAAGAAGGAUUCUUCGAGCGGAUCCAUUCUUCUCAUGUUCUAAACGAAGUAGGCAAAGACGUGUAAAUCUACUUGUCUCUGAAGGAAGCAAAUGGUCUGUGAAAUCACAUAUAUAGUACGAUAACAAUCAAUUUAUCUCGGUGUUUCCGCUACAAAGUCAACCUCCAA